Nycticebus coucang (slow loris) is the source of this 2236-nucleotide messenger RNA. RefSeq names its product GRAM domain containing 2A (gene GRAMD2A). The transcript has 12 exons. Gene Ontology annotation, molecular function: phosphatidylinositol-4,5-bisphosphate binding. Bases 950 to 1858 code for a protein of 302 amino acids. Lineage: Eukaryota; Metazoa; Chordata; Mammalia; Primates; Lorisidae. Gene Ontology annotation, cellular component: endoplasmic reticulum membrane; extrinsic component of cytoplasmic side of plasma membrane; organelle membrane contact site. The record is from RefSeq and is a predicted model, not a curated record. Gene Ontology annotation, biological process: regulation of store-operated calcium entry.
CUCACGGGCUUCAGAGAUCCUCCUGCCUCAGCCUCUUAGUAGCUGGGACUAUAGGCGCCCACCAUGCCCUACGAAUGUGUGAUCUUUCCAACACAGAGAUUGGUAGAACACUUUCCUAUUUAAAUCCCUUCAUUGGUUCUCCAUUUCUUUUAAGAUAAUAAUCAAAACCCUUGCUGGGGCCCACAAGGCCCGGCACAAUCUGGCUCUGCUGCCCUGUCCAGCCUCUUGCUCACACGUCACUACUCACCUGUACCCUCCAGAGCCAGAGGCUCUAUUUGUUUCCCUCCUCGCACACCGCACACCUCUGGCCUCAAGAGCUCCCCUUUCCAGUGACUCCCCCCACCAGCUGGCAUCCCCUCUGCGUCUGGGUGUCAGCUCGGAUGCUGCUGUUUCUUCGGAAAGGUCUUCUCUGCUUUGUAUGACUGCAUCAGGACUCCGUGACAUAGCAUCUGUCACAUAGAUACAAUGCUGCCUUGGGUUAUGUAAAUAUUUGUUUCAUGUCUGCCUUUCCCACCAGGUGUUGGGGAGAUGGUACCUUGCCUCACCUCUCCUGGGAGACACAGCACUCACCCAGAGCUGGGCGAAUAGCAGGCAUUCGCCUGGUAUUUGCAGAAGGCAGGCAGAGAAGCCAGCAGUUCUUUAAGGACUGUGCUCCUGCCAGCCUCUCCUGGGGCAGGGGCUCUUCUGACCACAGAGGGCCAGUCACCAUCUGCCAUUCACCCAAUUCCUGGCCUCUGCUUUUUCCCUCAGACGUUUGUUUUUCCUCCUGGGUUGCAACUUGCUUGUCGCUUGCCGAGGAGUAAUUGAGGCCCAGAAAGAGACACAAGGCCCCUCAGGAGUGAGUAGCUCCACCCGAUCUUCCCACCCCAACCCCAGGACCCAAGACCCUCAGACUUGCCUGUGGUCCUAAGAAGAGCCUGGUUCGUCCACAAAGCCAGACAACCAGCAAAUGCCUGGAAAGACAGCUUCUCUGAAGAGCCCUGUGUCCUGCACAGAGGAAGCAGACAGAGCUCAAGAGCCCCCAGACUACAGUCUGCACUGGCCAGAAAGCUUGAAGGGCGAAGAGAUAAAGAAGUGCAGCCGUGAGGGGACGCCACUGAGUAAAUACAACCAGCAAUACCACAAGUUGUUUAAGGACAUCCCUUUGGAGGAGGUGGUUCUCAAAGUGUGCUCCUGUGCCCUCCAGAGGGACCUCCUUCUCCAGGGCCGACUCUACAUCUCCUCCAACUGGCUCUGCUUCCAUGCCAGCCUCUUUGGCAAGGAUAUCAAGGUGGUCAUUCCUGUGGUAUCCGUACAACUGAUCAAAAAACACAAGAUGGCACGGCUCCUUCCCAAUGGACUGGCCAUCACCACCAACACCAGCCAGAAGUAUGUCUUUGUGUCCCUGGUUUCCCGAGACAGUGUCUAUGACAUGCUGAGGAGAGUCUGCACCCACCUGCAGCCUUCCAGCAAGAAGAGUCUGAGUGUGAGAAAGUUUCCGGAGAAAGCAGUGUGCAAGUCUCUGGAGGUCUUCAUCCCAGAGAUGAAGUGGAGGAAGAUGUGCCCUGCCUCCAAGUCCCUGUCCCUCCCAGACAGUAUCCCUUGUAUCCCUCAGGCAUCCAUGGACACCACAGACAGACUCUUCCCCUCCAGAGAGCCCCCAAGGUCUGAGAAUGCCGCCUGUGAGGAGGAUGAGCUGGAGGAGGUGCCUGACAGUGACAGGGAGAGGAGGCUCUGGGAUUACCGGUUCCUCAAGAUCUUCUUUGUCCUGAUCUGCUUCUUGGUCAUGUCCUCGUCCUAUCUGGCAUUCCGCAUCUCCCAGCUAGAACAGCAGUUACGCACCUGGAAUUGGGAUGGCCCAGUAUCUGGGCACAGGUAACAGCCAUUUGGCCUUUGUUCCCACUCCUCCAAGAAGACAGCUCUGGGUGCUAAGCCUCCACCAGCCAUUCCCUGGGUUUAUGCUGCUGCUGUGCUGAGAUUGAGUACGAAGGAAAAUAUUCCAGAUCCCUCCUUCUUCUCCCCAUCCAUUCUUCCUCCUACCCCCAGUGAGUGAUCUGAGGGACCUGUUUACAACGUGAUGGUUCCUACAAUUUUUGAACUCAAACAAAAAGCCGGAUUCUUUGGCACCAGCUGAGGAAUUCUGUACACUAAGCUUCAACAACCACUUAAAUGAGAAAAAAAUGUAACCUGUCCUUGGAAACAGUUGUGGCACACAGGCAGAACACUGGAGGCCACCUCGAGGGACAAAGGCCAUGCU